Molecule: messenger RNA, 840 nt
Organism: Aphanomyces invadans
Lineage: Eukaryota; Oomycota; Saprolegniomycetes; Saprolegniales; Verrucalvaceae
Exons: 2
Coding region: 1-840 (279 amino acids)
Source: RefSeq, a predicted model, not a curated record
AUGCCGGGGGCUUCACCUCGGCAACCGAGCGCGACGUCGGUGUACUUGACAACUCUCUUCAAAGGCCCGACGAUCGUCCUCGCCAUAGCGCGGCACGGACUGUCCGGACUGUUUUAUGCCGCCGUGUACGCCGUCUACAAACUCGCAAAUCAAAAGGACCUGCGAUCCGUCCAAGCGUUCGCGCCAGUCGUCGUCGGUCCCAUCAUGGGGGCCCUCGCUCUCCUCCACAUAUACGGGCUCACAUGGACGGUCCUGCUUGUGAGGUGUCGCACUACCCCACGCCGCAAGGCGUCGUUCAUCCCGACCGUUUUUGUGUCACCGUUGAAGGUGCACUUAUCGCAGCCAACCCAACUCAUCAUCUUCCACUCCAUCGACGUUGUGUGCCAGUCGUACCAAGCGUACCGCAUGUCGUACUACCUCGUCGAUCGCCGCUAUGCCAUCACGUUUGCCAUGGUCGUGAGUGCGUAUUGCCUCAUCACCCCCUGGUUCCUCUUUGCAAAGCACGCCGUCGCGCGGCGGUCGCUCGUCCUGCUUCUGAACAACUGCCUUGGGUUGGUCCUCAAUUCGAUCUUUCCCAUCUUUCUCUUCUUGAUUCAAGCCCUCAAGUUGGUCAUCCUGGACCGGAAAUUCCAAAACGACGACAAGUUUGUCACGGUCAGCCUCCUCGUCGGCCGAUACUUGAUGGUGACGUCGCCCACCGACCUCAUCUCCAAGAUCGCCAUGCAGUGUUUGAGCUGCUUGUCGAUCCGACGCCUUGUUCAGUCCGUAACAAAUCCGAUGCCGAAAGUCUCCAGCUCCAAUUUCGCCAGCGUCGGUGGUUUCUAUGGUACUUGCUUCUAA